AGCGGAGUAAGAAAACGUGGCCCAUCCUUCGAACAAUUCUCAUAGUUGGUAAGUAAUGGAUCAUAUUUGGUUGAAUCAAAACACAAAACCUCCUGCCCGAUUCACUCCUCUUCUUCUGUUAUUAGGUUUUUCUUUCUAUCUUCUUCCUCCUCCUUCCGAAUCCCCAAUUUCAAUCUGUGUAAUUCAUUCUUUCAAUGUUGAUAAUUCGAAAGAAGAAGAGAUUGCCAGAUAAAUCACAACAACAACAAAAACAAAUCUACGUAUCAAAGUUUUGUCAACAACCAAGAAGUCGUCGUGGUUCUAAACCUAGAACUGAUUUCUCUCUUUUCAUAUCCUCUUCUGCUGCUGAUUCUUCAUCAUCUUCAUCCUCUUCAAUGCUGCAUCAUCGUCAUCCAGGUGCAACUUCAGAGUGCUCAAGGUACGGAAAUGGUCAAUCUCAGGUUGCAACGUCUAGCUUGGGACAAACUUGUCAAGCAGUUUUCCGUAGGCGUAAAAAGGAAAUGCCUAGUUUCCCUCUUGUUCAAUGCAGUGUGAUCAAGAUCGUAGGAGAGGAAAAAAAUUCCUCUAGUUCAAUCAGCGAACAAAUUCCUCAAACGGAGUCGGUCGCACAAGAUAUGAUCCUGGAAAACUGUGAUGAUGGAAACAGAGAUCUCCAGGAAAGUGUUACUGCUGGUGAACUGGCUUCAACUCCCAAUAAAUCUAUAUCGCAGGUAGUAGAAAGCAAUGAUGUUCGGAUGGCUGCAGGAAGCAUUGUAUGGGCUAAAACUGCUAAUGAGAUGUGGUGGCCUGCAAAGGUUAUGGAAGGAAAAACUACUGCUGAUGUUUCAAGUGAUCAAGGUGUCAAUGGACAUGUUCAAGUACAAUAUUUUGGGAACCAUGAAAAUGCUUGGCUAACUCCAGAAGGAAACAUUUCCCUGUUUGAUGAAUGCUUUAAAGAAAGGAGUUGUAAUCCUCUGGCAGCCUUUCAAGAUGCUUUGAAACAGGCCCUGUAUUGCAAAGAGCAGUUAAGAUGUUGCUGGGAGAGGGAUGGAGUUAGGAACUCAAGUCAAGAGCAGCCUUCUGUUGCACCAUUAGAUAAAUGCAUAGAACCAAGUUCAAGCAGAACAGAGGAUUCACUCGAGAAAAGGAGGGGUAAAAGAAACGAAAACCAAAAGUUCUUUUCGAGAAUGUGACUUUUCAAACCAAAUCAGUAAAGAAAGUGAGACGAUUUAGAAUAACGCGGUCCCUUGGUCUCACAGCUCCAAUUGGAUCUCCCUUUUCUCCCACUUACCAGUGGUAAAUAUCAGAUAAUCGUGUAGAGUCUUAUAUUUCUCCCGUUUUAUGUAUUUGGCUUAGCCUAUUUGAAUUGUCAUAGUUCAAUUCAUUCUUGUGAGGAAUCCCGUUUUUUUUUUCUUCUCGCUUCUCUUUUAGUUUUUGAAGAAAUUUGAUCAUGUUAACAUUAAGCGUUACUCGACAAGUAUCUGUUCUUCUUGAUCGUCUGCUUAUACGCAAUUACACGUAGCAGAUCUGUAUACUAAUGUAUAUAUUAUUGGUCUUACCCAGAAAAUAAAAGGGAUUUAUUAAUGCAUUUCAAGGCA
This is a messenger RNA of Papaver somniferum (opium poppy), 1577 nucleotides long. RefSeq lists its product as uncharacterized. The record is from RefSeq and is a predicted model, not a curated record. Lineage: Eukaryota; Viridiplantae; Streptophyta; Magnoliopsida; Ranunculales; Papaveraceae. The transcript is spliced from 9 exons. Bases 195 to 1172 code for a protein of 325 amino acids.